This is a messenger RNA of Paramecium sonneborni, 1025 nucleotides long. Lineage: Eukaryota; Ciliophora; Oligohymenophorea; Peniculida; Parameciidae. The record is from the annotation of a GenBank genome assembly.
AUGAAAUCAAAAAGCAUAGACUAUAAAAUAGAAAUAAAUAGUUAUAAAAUUAAGAAAUUCUAAAAAUAGCAAUUUUAAUUUACAAGUAACUAUGUUAUAAUUCUUCAUAGAGGCUUUUAUAAUGUCCUGAUAAUCUGAAAUUAAUACAAUCAUUANAGGAGCACUUUGGUUAGGCAAUCUAAAGGCAGCUUAAAAUUAUAAAUAAUUAAAAGAAAAUAACAUUCAAACAGUCAUAACAGUGGCCAAUAACAUAAUAGUAAAUUUCAAAAACACUUUAAACAUCUCUCAUAAAGUAAAACUUAUUAUGAAGUCAGAUCUAUAAAGUUGAAGAUUCAGAAAAAGCACAAAUAAUAGAAUAUUUCGAUGAUAUAAACUAAGAAAUUUCGACUGGGUUAAACUCUGGUUCCGUUUUGGUACAUUGUGCUGCAGGCAUUUCAAGAUCAAGUGCAUGUGUUAUAGCUUAUAUUAUGAAAACAAAUAAAUGGUCAUAUGAAAAAACCUUUUAUUUUGUAAAAGAAAAGAGAUUAGCUAUUAAUCCAAAUCCUGGCUUCAAAAAAUAACUAAUUCAAUAUAGCAAGAAUCUAGAAACAAAAAGUGAAAAUUAAAAUUAAAUUCUUGAUCUUAAGUAAACUAAAGAUAUUAAAGAUUCUUAAGAUACAGCUCAUUUUACUUUAGGUUAUUCAAAUUCAUGGGGAAAGCUUAAAAAAACAUAUGUUUCCAAUCCUCAUGAUUUAGUGAAAUAACUCUCAUAAAAUUUAGUUAAAUCUCCUCUUAAAAAAAUUGAUUAAUUAAAUCGCACUUCUACUCCAGAAGAAAGAUAAAUCUAUAGAUAAUUGUUAGCAAAAAAAUUAUUUGUAAAUACAUUCUCAAGCAAAAAUUCUAUUUCAACUAUAAAUUAUCAAAGCGAAUAAUUGAAUUUAUUAAAAAAAAAAACAGAAAAACAGCCUAUCAAAAUAAAGGCGCUUUUAAGUAUGUACAAAAAAGUUGAAAUUAAUGUAUUGGAGUCUGAAAGAACACAAAAAUGA